CAACAGGAUUUGAAUAACCAGGUGUGAGAGCAUCAGCCUCCCUCGUUAAUGUGUUUGAUAAUUGACCAGGCGCUCAUUCCUGUGGGAGGGCGGCGUGCCCAAGAGCAGCGCCCGACUGCUCCUCCGCGCCCCGAGAGAGCCGGUGGCCCUGCCUGCUGCCAUGUCUGCCCGCUGCCACCUCCUCCUCCUCCUCCUGGGGCUGCUCCUGCUGCUGGAGCCUGCCUGCUGCCAGGAAGCUCGGGGCCCCCUCCAGCCGUGGUCGCAGGGUGUCAUUGCAGUGGUUGUGUUUCUAGUCCUGGUGGCUAUCGUUUUUGUGGUCAACAGGUUCUGGUGUAAGAAGAAAGUGGAAAACGUCGAGACGGUGGUGAGCGUCGAGGACAAGCAGGAGGCUGUCACGUCCAAUGGCCAUGAUGGGAAAUACAUAAAUGUUGCAGCUGACUUCAGGUCCAAAGAGAGCAACCAUGCCUACGAGAACACCGUGGAGCCAGAGGAGAAGGUGGUCACCACUGCCAUGUAGCAGGCACUCCGGCCAUCCUCCCUCCUUCCUCCUCUCACUUUGCUUCCCACUGUUGCGACGGGCAUUUUCACAGGGACCCUCUGCACCAACAUCUCCUGUGUGUGGUGAGUCCCUGACCUCUCCAAGGCACCACCACCUCCUGAUCUUUUCCCUUCCCACCUGCGGGAUAUGUUCUUCUGCCUCAGGGGUCAAUGUCCAUGUGGGCAUCAGUCCCCAGGAGAGGUCUGGAGGUGCCACUUCUGCUCAGAGGUCACCCCAUCUGGUUGGUGAAGUUGAUGUCCCCAGUCCUGGCGGGAUGCUGACCUGCUCCAGACAUGGAGGGGUUCCCACUGGGUGCCUAGGAUGUCCCCACAUCCCCAGCCACCCUUUGGGCAGCUGCUGUUGGAAAACCCGCUCUUCUCCCCAUUUCACCCUCCGUUUUAUGACCUAUACCAUGCAUUUUAAUGUCAGAACAAACUUUCUCCCCUGUAUAUAUCUUCCCUGUGAGCAAUAAAGAGAAUUGUUGCCCAUACCACA
Messenger RNA from Calidris pugnax (ruff), 1033 nucleotides. It is a transcript of the gene PDZK1IP1, whose product is annotated as PDZK1 interacting protein 1. The transcript is spliced from 4 exons. Lineage: Eukaryota; Metazoa; Chordata; Aves; Charadriiformes; Scolopacidae. The coding region runs from base 161 to 517 and encodes 118 amino acids. The record is from RefSeq and is a predicted model, not a curated record.